Messenger RNA from Salvia hispanica, 1145 nucleotides. RefSeq lists its product as uncharacterized. NCBI's taxonomy places the organism in Eukaryota, Viridiplantae, Streptophyta, Magnoliopsida, Lamiales, Lamiaceae. The record is from RefSeq and is a predicted model, not a curated record.
AGAAGCAAAAGCGUAAUAAAAAUCCAUUCUAUUCUAUCUACAUCUUCUACUAGCUGCUUUAAACACCAUGAAAUUAAUUGAUCAAUCAAUUGCUUGACCUCCUUAUACAACCAUGGCAGCAUUAAUACAAAUUUCCAUCAGCUUCUCGCAUGCUCGCCCUCUCCAUCCAUACCCUUAUUCAGCCAAGAAACUUGGUUUGAAUAAGUUAAUUUUUUUACGACCCCUCAAUUAUCGUUCGUCAUCAAGAACAAAGAUUGAAUCUUUUCACAAAGACUGUUUCAAGGCGGGUGUUUCUAGGGAAAAUUGGCCGUUUCUUGGAGUGGGCAAAGGCAAAGAUGGAGUUCCAGUGGGUAGGGACAAGAGGGUGGUCUUGGUGAAGUUUCGUAACGGCUUUAAUGGUCUCGGCGGCGGCGGCGGCGGUGGUGGAAGAGUUAGCGGUGAAACGGCAAGGACUGUGGGAAAUUUGGCUUUGGCAAUUUUACUCACUUAUCUUUCAAUGACUGGGCAGCUGGGCUGGCUUCUCGAUGCUAUUGUUUCCCUUUGGCUUCUUGCAGUGCUUGUGCCGAUUGUGGGCAUUGGGGCUUUUCUGUGGUGGGCAGGCCGAGAUAUUCUCCAAAGCAAUUGCCCAAACUGUGGAAAUGAAUUCCAAGUAUUCAAAUCUACUUUGACCGAUGAGCUGCAGUUGUGUCCAUUCUGUAGUCAGCCGUUUUCAGUCGAGGGUGAUGAGUUUGUCCCGGAACCAGUGAAGUUUUCCAACCAAUCCACAAUAUUUGAUCAACCAUUUGGCGACUUCAAUCCCCGUACGAAGAAAGGAAAAAGUUCAUCUGUUUCUGUAGUGGAUAUUGAAGCAGAUGUAAGAGAUGCAGAGUGAAUUAGCUUGUCUAAAACAGAUACUAGGCUCGUAUUAAUGGAACAGACACGCUCUUAUGGCGAGGGUUAACACAGACCUGACCCCCUUUGCGUUGGAAGUGAAGAUGCUCCGUGCUGUAUAUAAUACUCCUACAUGAAUAUAUUAAACAGUUUGAUUGUAUAUUGUAUUUUGUGAUUCGUCAGUUGCUAGAGUUGGAUUUUGUCUGUGUAUCUCAUUGAAUUCAAGUAUGAAGUAUGGUGGUUGAAUGCAUACAUACAUAUGUUUUGUUUUAGUA